AUGGGGAAAAAGAAAAUGGCAAGAAAACAAACUGCUGAGAAACCCCCUUCAACCCGCCGGGAUGAAACCCCAGAAUUCCAACCGCCAACGGAGGAGCGGCCGCCGAACCCGCAACCACAAGAGCCGAUUCCUCAGGCUCCAGUAAUGGUUUCCUUGAAUGCACUAGCGGCGUUCCUCAGACAGCAGGACCCGAACAAAGAUUGGGCGGCUGCGUUGGCGGGUUUUAGCCAAGUCAGAGGGGAAGGCGAAGGGAAAGCAAGCGAGGAGCAGAAGAGCCGGGAGGAAGAAGAUGAAUCGGAGAGAACACCGGUAGCAGAACCCGUUCCCAAGAAAUGGAAAGGGAUAGAUCUGAAUGAAACAUCCAGAAAGCAAGGCCUUAUGACUGAUGAGGAGUUUGAGGCGCUUUUCAAUGAGGUGACCAGGAUGGAAGAUGGCACUGCCAAGAUGGCUGAGGGUCUGGACCUCGCAUCGGAGGCAGCAGGAGAGGGUGAAGAAACUCGCACAAGGAACGACCCAGAAGGCCUAGCCCACCAGCCAGUAGACGAGGUGGAAGAGAGGCAGACCAGAGAAGAGGAGCCAGAGCCAGUGGCUCCUCCAGUGUCGAAACCGAAGGCAGGUAAAAGGAAAUUGGUGUUGAAUAGCGAUCCUAAGGCAGAACGGCCGCAGCCGAAGAGAGUGUCGCAGAGAUGCCUAGGGAAAUGGACAUCCAGCAAAGCGAAAGCAAACACAGCAGCGGAUGCAGUGGAGGUUUCAAGUGAAGAAGAAAUGACUACUCCUACAAAACUUGGGGAGGAAUCCUUAUCAGAGGAAUCCUUACUAGCUACUAACUUGGAAGAUGCUUCGACGGCAACCGAAGUGGUCACCCCCACGCCGAGUGACCAGAGAGAGGAGACUGAUAAGAUGGCUGAGGGUCUGGACCUCGCAUCUGAGUCAGUAGGUCACGACGAGCCAAGAGAUGACAGUAUCCAUAUCCACGUGGAGACCCAGCCUACUGCCCAGGACAAGCCUUCAACAGAAACAGAGAAGAGACCAGAUCAAUGA
Salvia splendens (bonfire salvia) is the source of this 1041-nucleotide messenger RNA. RefSeq lists its product as uncharacterized. The record is from RefSeq and is a predicted model, not a curated record. NCBI's taxonomy places the organism in Eukaryota, Viridiplantae, Streptophyta, Magnoliopsida, Lamiales, Lamiaceae. Bases 1 to 1041 code for a protein of 346 amino acids. The transcript is spliced from 3 exons.